CCCAGGCCUUGGCCCGCGGCGGCUCGAGCUCUGCUGUUUCCCUGAGACGUGGGCUGGGCGCGGAGGCGGAGAAGGGCUGAGUCCCCGGGGGAGACCGGGCUGCGACCCAGGCCUGAUUUCGCCCUUAAUUCGGUUCCUGGAUUCCUGCGUGUUAAGGAAUAUCACUUUCUCAGCGUGUUGGGUUUUCUGUCCAUAUGCUGAGGAGUGUAGGAGAGUUGGGGGUGCACCUAGAAUGUUCUAGUCUCCAGGACAACGUCUUUGUUCUUGUUUUGUUUGUGGGAGAUACGGUCUCACGAAGUCAGUCGGUACUUCAGGCUGGAGAGUCUCCUGUCUCAGCCUCCCGAGUGCUGGGAUUACAAAGGUGGGCCACCAUGCUGGGCUUCCAGGACGUCUUGAUCUGCAGGUGCCCCGAGUUUACAUGGGGGAAGCUCACCUGCGCCUCUGCCGAUUUGAGUUGCUGUUUGAGGCCACCAGAAAACUGUCCACUGUGAUCCUGCAAGUGUGUCCCUGUGUGCCAGGGAGGUGCUGGCUUGCGGCGGGGCAGCAUGACGAGUGAGGUGAUCGAGGACGAGCAGCAGUUCUACUCGAAGGCCGAGUCCUACUGGAAGCAGAUCCCGCCCACGGUGGACGGCAUGCUGGGCGGGUACGGCCACAUCUCCAGCAUCGACCUCAGCAGCUCCCGGAAGUUCUUGCAGAGGUUCCUGCGGGAAGGCCCGAACAAGCCAGGCACUUCCUGCGCCCUGGACUGCGGCGCUGGCAUCGGGCGGAUCACCAAGCGUCUGCUGCUGCCGCUCUUCGAGGUGGUGGACAUGGUGGACGUCACGGAGGACUUCCUGGCUAAGGCCAAGACCUACCUGGGGGAGGAGGGCAGGAGAGUGAGGAACUACUUCUGCUGCGGCCUGCAGGACUUCAGCCCCGAGCCCGGCUCCUACGACGUCAUCUGGAUCCAGUGGGUGAUAGGCCACCUGACUGACCAGCACCUGGCCGAGUUCCUGCAGCGCUGCAAGCGUGGCCUGCGCCCCAACGGCCUCAUCAUCAUCAAGGACAACAUGGCGCAGGAGGGUGUGAUCCUGGACGACGUGGACAGCAGCGUGUGCCGCGACCUGCAGGUGGUCCGCAGGAUCGUGCGCAGUGCGGGCCUCAGCCUCCUGGCCGAGGAGCGGCAGGAGAACCUCCCGGACGAGAUCUACCAUGUGUACAGCCUGGCGCUGAGAUGAGGCGGCUGGGG
This is a messenger RNA of Fukomys damarensis (Damara mole-rat), 1228 nucleotides long. RefSeq names its product N-terminal Xaa-Pro-Lys N-methyltransferase 1 (gene Ntmt1). The coding region runs from base 546 to 1217 and encodes 223 amino acids. Gene Ontology annotation, molecular function: N-terminal protein N-methyltransferase activity. NCBI's taxonomy places the organism in Eukaryota, Metazoa, Chordata, Mammalia, Rodentia, Bathyergidae. Gene Ontology annotation, cellular component: cytoplasm. The record is from RefSeq and is a predicted model, not a curated record. The transcript has 5 exons.